Molecule: messenger RNA, 1207 nt
Organism: Lolium rigidum
Lineage: Eukaryota; Viridiplantae; Streptophyta; Magnoliopsida; Poales; Poaceae
Product: 1-aminocyclopropane-1-carboxylate oxidase homolog 1-like
Exons: 1
Coding region: 1-1116 (371 amino acids)
Source: RefSeq, a predicted model, not a curated record
AUGACUCCUGCGCGCCUACGCGACCUAAAGGCCUUCGAUGACACCAACGCCGGCGUGAAAGGCCUCGUCGACGCAGGUGCCACCGCUUUGCCGUCCUUCUUCCACCACCCACCGGAAAACCUCCCCAAGCCUGUCGACACUGCACGUCAGGCCGGUGGCAACUUCACCAUCCCGGUCAUCGACCUCGCUGGCGCAACGACAACAGAUCAGACCCGUCGAGCCAAGGUGGUCGGCGAGGUGCUGGCGGCCGCGAAGAAGGUAGGCUUCUUCCAGGUGGUGAACCACGGCGUGCCGGAGGCAGCCAUGUCGGGCAUGCUCGCGGCGGUGCGGGGCUUCCACGAGGAGCCGGUGGAGGUGAAGCGCGCCUACUACACGAGGGACUACGCGAGGAACGUGCGGUACCACUGCAACAUGGACCUGUUCCGGGCGCCGGCGGCCAAGUGGCGCGACACCGUGUACAUGGACAUGGCGCCGAACGAGCCGGCGCCGGAGGAGACGCCCGCGGCGCUGAGAGGCAUCGCGGCGGAGUACACUCGGCAGGUCAAGCGGCUGGGCAGCACGCUGCUGGAGCUGCUGUCGGAGGCCCUGGGCGUGCGCAGCGGAUACCUGGAGCAGGAGGCCGGCUGCCUGGACGGGAUCGUCGUCGGGGCCCACUACUACCCGGCCUGCCCGGAGCCGCACCUCACCAUGGGCGCCACCACGCACUCCGACCACAGCUUCAUCACGGUGCUCCUCCAGGACGCCGUCGGCUCCGGCGCCCUCCAGGUGCUCAUCCAAGACAGCGACGUGGAGGAGGAGGAAGGGAGAUGGAUAGACGUGCACGCUAUGCCCGGCGCAUUCGUGGUGAACAUCGGCGACUUCCUGCAGCUCAUCUCCAACGGCAGGUUCAAGAGCGUCCAGCACCGCGUGGUGUCCAAGAAGGAGGGGCCCCGGGUGUCCGUGGCAUGCUUCUUCCAGACGUGCGGCGAGGCCGCGGCGACGAGGGUGUGCUCCCCGAUCGUCUCCAACGACGACGACGGGACGCCUCCGCUGUACAGAAGCGCCACCGUGGAAGAGUUGCUCAUCAGCUUCAGGGAAAAGAACGGUCGAUCUGCACUCGACCGCUUUAGGCUCUGAUCAUCAAUUACGUGACGAUCACUGUCCGCUAGCUAGUACGUAGUUGCUCUGCCAACUGUCCGAAGUAAGUGUGCGUACGUACGUAUCUAUA